This is a messenger RNA of Seminavis robusta, 2129 nucleotides long. The record is from the annotation of a GenBank genome assembly. NCBI's taxonomy places the organism in Eukaryota, Bacillariophyta, Bacillariophyceae, Naviculales, Naviculaceae.
CAAGGGUUGAUUGAGCUAUAUCACAAAUCACAAUCCACACACAGCUUCCUUUGGAUAAAGCAUAAUUGUUCGCAAUCCUCUUGACCAUGAUGAAGGGCAGACUCCUUCUGCUACCGCUGGCCCUGUUGCUUCAGCGAUGCUUGGCAUCAUCAUCAUCCCAGCAGCAACCCAACUUUGUAAUUUUGCUCAUGGAUGAUCUCGAUUGGACGCUGGGAGGAACCACGGCAUCGACGUUGCAUCGAACGAGAAAGCUGAUUGGCGCCCAAGGCAAGACGUUUUCCAACUGGUUCGUCCAGACUCCAGUGUGCUGCUGUUCGCGAGCCGAACUAUUGACGGGGAAGUUCUUGCACAACCUUCGCUUGCCCAGUACAACGGCCAAAGGGGGUUGCAUGCACGUGAGCGUUCUGCCAAAGAAAACACAUCCCUUUUAUCAACGAGACUACUUUGCGCAGUUCUUUCAUCAAUUGAAUUAUACAGUGGGGAUCUUUGGCAAACACCUCAAUACUCAAAAUCCAACCGACUUUAUCCCCAAUGGUGUCGACGAAAUGCUGCUCAAUGGAGGCGGCGCCUAUUUGGAUCCAACCUUUACAGUGGGGACCCGAGGAAAAGGGGCACCCAAGGCGGUCCACUACAACAACUGCACGGAAUCCACUGGCAUGCCCUGUUACUCGACUGCCAUUAUUGGAAAUGCCAGUCUGGCUUGGAUGACCCGACACGUUCAAUCCAACGACGACAAGCCAUUUCUAUCGCUGAUAUCGGUCAAGGCACCCCACAUCCAGGAUAGUCCCGGUUACCCACUCUCCAUUCCAGCUCCAUGGUACGCCAACACCACCAUACCCGAACAAAUGGCGCCGCGAACUCCCAACUACAAUCUGUCCGCACAGGAUCAUCAUUGGCUGGUCCGAAGCCAGCGGCCACUCACCAAGGUGGAAGCCCAAAAGGUGGACGAUCUGUACGUGUCACGGCUCAAGACAAUGAUUUCGGUCGAUGAUCUAGUGCAAGAUUUGUUUCAAAGACUGGAACAGCUGCAAGUCCUCGACAAUACAUACAUUCUCUUCACCAGUGACAAUGGCUUCCGACUGGGACAGUUUCAAAUGCCGCAGUGCAAACUCCAUCCGUACGAAAACGAUAUUCGUGUCCCCAUGAUGAUUCGAGGUCCGGGCGUUCCAAUUGGUACCCAAUCGUCUCUUCUUUCGACGCAUGUCAACAUUAUGCCGACAUUGUUAGGGCUGGCAACAAGCAAGUUCGAUAGUCAAUCCAUAGUCCCGCCCACCAUGGAUGGAACCAAUUUGGCAUAUCAAAUUCUCCACGAUACUACUGAUAAUGAUGAAGCAGAAGAAACUUCAUCUACAACAGCCAACAACAACCCAUCAUCCUUGUUGAUUGAGUACAACAGCUUGGGACCCGUGGUACGGUACAAUCACUUGAUCGACACGUACAACCACUCCUUUUUGGCACUGCGGAUUUUGCAACCGGAAAACACUCACAAUAAUAAUCAGCAGCUCCACAACUACAAGUACGUCGAGUUUCGGGACUCUCGCAAGGAUUGGAAUUGCACACAACCUCCACUCGAGCGAGAGUUUUAUGAUUUGGAUCGAGAUCCCUUUGAAAUACACAACCUGGUGGAUGAGAUAUCACCCCCCUUCCUGCAGGCACUCCAAGACAAAAUGAAACGGCUGUUUCAUUGUAAGGGAGGUAGUUGCCGAGCGGAGCAAAUGACAGCGUUGCCACCGUCAGUCCUCCUUCGGUGGGAUUAGUGAAUAUACAGCAAUCUUCUGAUGUAUGGGCACGACUUUCAGAGAUUUGAAAAACUCCAGUGAUUUUUUGGGUCUCCGUCUUGAACUCUGGCGCAGCAUUGUCUGCUAGCAGUUACAUAUCACUGUUGCGUUGUGCGAGGACGCGACAGCUACGGCGCAUGGUUCUCUGCAGCAGCAAAAGUGCUUCUGUAGAAGAUGAUACAAUGCUACUGGAAUGGGCAGAUCCUGUGUGGAAGCUGCAGGAGUAAGGAGACCAAGAUUUGCCCUCCAUGCUGACUCGCUCGUACGACAAUGGAAGGAUAGCAUCAUACAAGAGCACCAUCGAAUUAAAAUCCUUUCUUAUUAACACACAAUAUCAAUGUCGCUGUGUCU